AUAACUAGAUUUCAUGGAAAUCUGUAUUUCAGAGUAAAAUUUGUGUUAGUUUGAAAGUUAAGACAGAUAAUUUGAAUUGUAAAUUUCAUAAAUGGGUGAUAUAUCGGUCAAUGGACUUGGGAACGAUUUGCCUAAGGGUGAAACAGAUGAAAAAUACCAUGUUGAAAUAUGUCUCAAACCAACCAGCUUAGCUGAAAGCCAUGCAGUAAAAGAACAUGUGUUAGCACUAUUGAAACGACACAGAGUAGCAUAUGGGGACCUUACCCUGACAGCAUUUGAUGAUGCCUUUUUACAGGAGAAUGUGAAAUCUGUUUCACUUUGUGACACAGAAAAUGGUCCAGAGAAAAAGCAAAUAUGCCUAUUAUCUAAUAACUUGGUGUUACACGUAUUUCGCCUCAAUGAAGAUGGACCAGGCACAGAGGAGCUGGAUGAUGAGGAGGACUUAGCAGCCGCUCAUCACUGGUUGCUUCCUGCCUCCGAUUUCAGUGGAUUGUGGGAUAGUUUAGUUUAUGAUGAGGAUAUCAAAAGAGGGCUGUUGAAUUAUGCAUCCACAACAUUAUUGUUUUCCGAUAAAGCAGUGGACAACAAUGUCAUAUCUUGGAACAAAGUUAUCCUCCUUCAUGGACCUCCAGGGACUGGGAAGACCUCCCUGUGUAAAGCCCUAGCCCAGAAACUGGUCAUACGAAUGUCUGACCGGUACUCCUAUGGUCAGCUGAUUGAAAUUAACAGCCACAGCCUAUUCUCAAAGUGGUUCUCAGAGAGUGGCAAACUAGUAAUGAAAAUGUUUCAGAAAAUUCAGGAACUGAUAGAUGAUCAGGAUGCUUUAGUUUUUGUAUUGAUAGAUGAGGUGGAGAGUUUGACAGCUGCCAGGAAAAGCACCAUGUCUGGGAGUGAACCAUCUGAUGCUAUCAGAGUGGUGAAUGCUCUGCUCACCCAGCUAGAUCAAAUUAAAAGAUUCCCUAAUGUGAUGAUACUGACUACCUCUAAUGUGACCGGCGCUAUCGACCUGGCCUUUGUGGACAGGGCAGAUAUUAAGCAGUAUAUUGGACCUCCAUCUCCUGCGGCCAUAUUCAAGAUCUACCACUCCUGUAUCACAGAACUCAUGAGGGUUGGAAUCAUCUCCCCUGCUCAGCAGUUGUUUGAUUUACGGACAUUGGAGGUCAUGAAAUUCAUUGAAAAAAAUGUCACAAAGCUUAGUUUGCAACUGAGAGAUUUAGCAAUACAGAGUCAGGGAUUAAGUGGAAGGACUUUAAGGAAGCUCCCAUUUAUUGCACAUGCUCUCUUUGUUCAGAGUUCCAGUGUAUCUCUUGAGGAAUUUCUCGAAGGUUUGAGGAAAGCUGUGGAAAGACAGUUCAGAGAGAGGAAUGACUUGUCGAAGGAUUAAAAAACAGUCCUUAAGGAAGAUAAAGAAAAUCACCUAAUCAGACUCAGUGUCAUUCCUAAUUCUGUGAUAAACCUUGUGAUUUAUCAUUAUUUAUGUCAGUGCUACAGUUUUUCCUCGUGAUAGAGCAUUAUUAUAAAUGCCCUGUCAGUGAAAACAGGAGGAUUCUGGGUUUCUCCGUCAAUCUGUCUGUCAGACUUUGUGUAUGCUACUUGUUUUCAGGAAUUUUUUUGUUAAUCUUUGAUGUUUGGUACACUUUUGUAUAUAGAAGAUUGUCAGAUCAAAUUUUGGUUCAGCUAAUUUUGGACUUUGACCAUUACCUUGGAGUUAUGAACAUUAACUGAAAAUCUGUGAAAUUUGCUUUACACAUUAAAGCCCCAAAAAUGUGUACAUAUAUCUCUUGGUAUCGUAUCAUUUGUCUAUCAAAUGAGAAACAAUAGGUCUUGAUUUUAUUGAUUGGUCUGCCUCCUGUGUUAUAAGAAAAAGAGAAAACUUUUAGAAUUUACAUAAAAACUGGUACAUUGCUAUUUGCUGAUUGUCUGUGUGUUGUGGACUUCUAUUUCUGUCUAAAUUAUAGUCCAAUAUUACUAAGGGCCACUGAAAUCUUUGCUUCAGGAGUCUUAAAAUUUUGAUGCAUUUCAUUGAAAUUCUGAAAUCAGUUCCUUACCAAUAAUAUUGAUAAAAAAAUGUUCAUAAUAUUCUGUAGAUUUUGACAGUUACAUGUGCAUGUAUUAUGAUCUUCAAUUGAAAUUUUCAGCAUUUUGGGGUGCUAUUAAUUUAAUGUUAAUUAUAUCUUACAACUGUGCUGUCAAACUGUUCUAGCACAUUCUGAAUUCUCUGUCAUAGGAUCAUGUAUCAGCUUCAGUGAAUGCAUUGUCAAGAUUUUUUUAUGGUUAGUAGCUCAAGGGAUGUGUAUUGCUUUAGCAAUAUGCUUGUUAUACUAAUAAAAAAGAAUUUCUGAA
Saccostrea echinata is the source of this 2343-nucleotide messenger RNA. Its product is annotated as pachytene checkpoint protein 2 homolog. Lineage: Eukaryota; Metazoa; Mollusca; Bivalvia; Ostreida; Ostreidae. Gene Ontology annotation, molecular function: ATP hydrolysis activity; ATP binding. The record is from RefSeq and is a predicted model, not a curated record. The transcript is spliced from 11 exons. Gene Ontology annotation, cellular component: chromosome; nucleus. Bases 92 to 1384 code for a protein of 430 amino acids. Gene Ontology annotation, biological process: reciprocal meiotic recombination; meiotic recombination checkpoint signaling.